AUGGAAAGAGCAUGUCCGGGAUGGAAGUUCAUCUCAAAUCACAUGUCUGAUGCUGAUGGAAGAAUUAUUGUAAUCUGGAAAGACCCUGCUACUGUUAGAGUGAUGCAUCAGUCGAGGCAAACCCUUACCUGUGAAGUAACAGUUGGAAACAAGUUUCAGUUUGUGUUCACAUCGGUUUAUGCUUCAAAUGUAAGGAAAGAGAGAACAGACCUUUGGGUUGAACUUAUGCAGAUUCAGAGUUAUUUUUCCCUUCACACUUGUCCUUGGUUGGUUGGUGGUGACUUCAACCAAAUUACUCAUUUUGAAGAGCACUCAUCACCAGAUGUGAACUACCUUACGCCUCCAAUGACGGAACUGCGUGAUUGCCUCUCCCAGCUGGAGCUCUUUGAUCUAAGGUUUCAAGGUCCAUUCUAUACUUGGACAAACAACCAGCCUGCUUCUCUAGUUGCCAAAAAGCUUGGUCGUGUGCUGCAAGAGCGAGACCUCCACACCAAGUGGAACUUCCUGAGGGCAAUAGAAGAAAGUUACUUCAGACAAAAAUCAAGGGUAAACUGGUUAAAGGAGGGGGAUUUAAACACAUCUUACUUCCAUAAGAUGUGUCAGUCCAGAGCUAACUACAAUACUAUCCGAUCCUUUAUGCUGGACACUGGUGAGCUUUUACUAGAUCCUGAGCAAAUGAGCAUCCAUGCAAUAAGUCACUUCCAAGCUAUCCUUGGGCCAGAAAAUCUGCCACAAUGUUCCAUCCGGUCUUCACUAGCUUGGUUUCAGAACUUAAAUCCCUUUAGGAUCUCAAGCCAUCACUCGCAACUUAUGCUUAUGGUGCCAACUCCCCCAGAUAUCACCAAGGUGAUGCAUAAGUUGAACCCGAACAAGGCUCCAGGACCCGAUGGUUACACGUUAGGCUUCUACAAGGCAGUGUGGAGUACUCUAGGACCAGAGGUCAUUUCUUCGAUCACUCAGUUUUUCCACUCGUCCUUCCUCCCCUCAUCUACAAAUGCUACUAUAUUGGCCUUGAUUCCAAAGAAGCCAGGUGCGUCAUCGAUAAAGGACUACCGGCCUAUCUCUUGUCUGAACACACUCUACAAAGUGGUAUCUAAGCUUCUGGUUGCAAAGAUAAAGCCCAUCCUACCAUCAUUAAUUCUUCCAAAUCAAACAGCCUUCUUAACUGAUCGCCUUCUUCUGGAGAAUACGGUCCUCGCUGCUGAAAUAGUAAAUGGUUACCAUAAAAGUCAAGGACCAAAGAGAAUAGUUAUUAAAGUUGAUAUUGCCAAGGCUUUUGACACACUUUCAUGGGAUUUUCUCUUCACCUGCUUAAAAGCUUUAGAGAUUCCGAAUCAAUAUCUCCGUUGGCUCCAAGCUUGUAUCUGCACACCAAACUUCACAAUUGGUUACAAUGGAACAGUUCAAGGAUAUUUUAAGGGAAGAAGAGGUUUAAGGCAGGGAGACCCUCUCUCGCCUUACCUGUUUGUCAUUGCGAUGAAUAACCUCUCCCUUAUGUUGAAUAAAGCUGCGGAGGAAGGGAAGUUUCUCUAUCAUCAUAACUGUGACACCGCCAAGCUCACCCAUCUUUGUUUUGCUGAUGAUCUUCUCAUAUUUGUUGAUGGUUCUGUCUCAUCGGUCCAAAAUGUCCUGGAGGUUCUUAAAGAAUUUGAAGAGCGACCAGGACUUGCAAUCAGUCUACAAAAGUCCUCUUUCUAUAGUGGUGGAUUAACAGAAGAAGAAAUAGACUCAAUCACCGUAGCCACCGGCCUUCCUCAUGGCACUCUUCCAGUUCGUUACCUUGGAGUUCCCCUCUGCACGAAGAAGCUAACACUUCAGAACUGUGAACCAUUACUACAACAAGUAAAAGGCAAAAUAAACAAUUGGUGUUCAAAAUCCUUAUCUUUUGCAGGUCGCCUUGUGCUCAUUAACACAGUCAUAGCAGGGAUCUCAAACUUUUGGUGCUCAACCUUCUUGCUUCCAAAAGCUUGCAUUCGGAAAAUUAACACUAUGUGUAGUAGUUUCUUGUGGAAAGGUCAUUGUGAAGGUCGUCAUAAUGCAAGGGUUUCGUGGGACAAUAUAACAAAGCCAAAGGAUCAAGGAGGUUUGGGGAUAAGAGAUUUAGCUACCUGGAAUACGGCUUGUGUACUAAAACUUAUUUGGCUACUCUUCUUUCGGUCAGGCUUAGUAUGGGUGGCUUGGUAUAGAUUACACUUCUUGAGAGGAUCACUGAGCAGCUUCUGGACAAUGAAAAAGCGACCAAAUUUCUCUUGGUUAGCAAACAAGCUACUCAAAGUUAAAGAUAUGGCCUACAAUUGGAUAAAGCUACGAGUUGGCAAUGGGAUUACCUGUAGGUUUUGGUCGGAUAACUGGUCGCCUUUUGGAAACCUAUCAACUUUCCUCUCUACUACCCGGCUGGGCAUUUGUGCAACUGCUACACUGGCUCAGGUCUAUAACCACGACAAUUGGCGUCUCCCAAACCCUCGAUCUGACAAUCAGGUAUCUCUUCACGCUCACUUAACUACCUUGCAUCUAUCUGAAGAAGAAGACCACUAUGAAUGGGAAAUGCAAGGCAAGAUUUACCAGAAGUACUCAACGAGACGGGUCUAUGAUUGCAUCGUCAACCAAUCUGCUUUAGUGCCUUGGCGACGAGCUGUCUGGAACAAAGGAGGGAUACCUAGGCAUAGCUUCUUAACUUGGUUGUUCACCUUAAACCGUUGCCGGACUAGGGCUCGGUUGCUUGGCUGGGGAUUUCAAACAGACCCCCGCUGUCUUCUCUGCAACUCCUGUGAUGAAAGCUGGAACCACUUAUUCUUCAACUGUCACUACUCUUGGUCAGUCUGGUCCCAAAUUGCCGCAAGAUGUACACUUCAACCAUGCAGGAACUGGGAUGCAAAUCUGGAACAAAUGAGCUCACUGCGAGGACCCAAGGAACACCAACGAUUAUGCUUACUGGCUUGGCAAUGCUCCUUAUAUACCCUCUGGAAUGAAAGAAACACUCGUCUUCAUCGCCAAAAUUUCAGAUCGGUUGAAUCUACUCUCAAGCUUAUCGACUCUACUAUCCGAAACCGGAUUGAUUCCUUCCGAGCCACAAAUCCGUCUGUCUCUUCACUCAUGCUUCAACUAUGGUUCUCAACUCUCUCAUCGUCUUCCACUGCAUCAGUGACGAUUACUAUUCCAUCACCUAGACUGCUCAACCCUAGCUCCCUAGGUUCACUCUAA
This is a messenger RNA of Camelina sativa (false flax), 3201 nucleotides long. Lineage: Eukaryota; Viridiplantae; Streptophyta; Magnoliopsida; Brassicales; Brassicaceae. The record is from RefSeq and is a predicted model, not a curated record.